AAGAGAAAUGAGCCACGUGCACUCAUAAAGUCUCCAACAAAUUUUCCAUCGCACCACCACGCAUGGCUGAAACCUCUCCCACUUGUUCCGUUGGCCGUCACGGCAUAAUUUAAUUAAUUCACCGCAAAUUCUUUCAGUAACCACCUUGUCGCGUGCUAUCAAUGUCUGAAGACGCCCACGCCCUAAAAUCAUCGGAAACCGAAACUCACUGUCAUGGCAUUCGCACUUGUUAUAUCACCUCCCUCUUUGUUAACAGUCUCCCAACAAAAAUCUCACUUUCAUAAUUAUCCCAAAUUCCUCACGUUUGGAACCCUAAAUCCUCUCCAAGCUUCUAGAAGAACCUCUAAUUUCCCUCAGGGAAAUGAGAGUCUCGUGGAUGAUCCGCGCAAUUGGGGCCGUAGGAUCAGUCAGCAGUUUAACGAAGAUUAUGAUGACGACGAUGAUGAUGAAGAGGAAGAAGAGGAGGAAGAUAGGAGUUUGGAUCUGUUAGUUAGAUUUGUUGAGAAUAUGUUCAAGAAGAUUUCUAGAAGAGCUAGAAAGGCAGUACGCUCCGUUUUGCCAGUCUCGAUCUCGACCAAUCUGGUUGGGUUUUCUGUUAAUGGAGUUCUGAUUCUCGCGUUCCUGUGGGUUUUGAAGGCAUUUCUUGAGAGUCAUUAUCACGUCUCCUAAUUUCAAUCGUACGGCGUGGAUAGUGACACCAACAUUACAGUGUUCGUCCGAGGCUAGCAGAGAGCUAGCCCAUAGCUAGCGCGUGUGGACGCGGGGACUACGAAGUGUAGUGGUAUGUUAAGAUCCCAAGUGUAAGGUAUGAAACUUGAAUCUCACAUUAAAAAGUAUGAGCAAUUAAUAUGGGAUUUAUACGGCUUUGGAAUCUCUCAUCUCAAUAACUAGCUUUUAAGGUGUGGUUCUUCCAAGGUUUGUAUCACAAAUCGAUAUACCGCAUUUAUUUGGAAUUAUGGAAGCAAAACUGCCUUUGGAAGUUUCAAAAAGCUUUUCCUUCUUAGAUGUUUCUGGUCCGAAUUCUAACUAUUUUUCUGUUCACAACUAGUAAAAGUAUUCUUCUCUUCUGAACCCUCUAAAACCUUGUCAUCUAAUUUGUUAUGGUUUUCAUUAUAAUGUGUCUCCUAAUUGUCAUUGAUGUUAAUUCAGCUGAUUAGUUUUCUUCCAAAAAUAUAACAAAGCUUCUUUUCAUAAAGAGCUUUUCUUCCUUACUGGUGGAGAAGGUUAUUCUCAGUUAUAUAUGUACUUGUAAUGUCUCUAAUUCAUAGAGAUCUGUUGCUUGAUAUCUUUACCAACUGAUUGAAAAAUCCCAAUGAGUGGUUUUGAUCCCCUUGAACAAAAACUAUUUUCUUUUAUCUGACCUUGCUUUUCAUGGU
Molecule: messenger RNA, 1376 nt
Organism: Mangifera indica (mango)
Lineage: Eukaryota; Viridiplantae; Streptophyta; Magnoliopsida; Sapindales; Anacardiaceae
Product: protein SHORT HYPOCOTYL IN WHITE LIGHT 1-like
Exons: 4
Coding region: 214-669 (151 amino acids)
Biological process (GO): negative regulation of photomorphogenesis; regulation of abscisic acid-activated signaling pathway
Source: RefSeq, a predicted model, not a curated record